UCAUCUCGAUCUCAGCUCAGCUAGGACGUGCAUCGCUCGAGCGCGCGAAACUCGAGUCAAGGAUUCUUUCAGUUUCAGUGUCUUUGGAGAGAAAUUCACUUGAUGUCGUGAUGGCUGAUGUGCUCCUGAGAAGUAAGAGAGUGAGGCGUCCCAAGCUGUCGCCAGACUUUGUCUAUCAAUCACCGAUGGCUCCAACAAAGAAAAGUAAACUUGUGAUAAAUGAAGGUGCUAUGAACAGUCCAACUUCUCACACUCAAGAAGAAGGGAGAGGAUUCCAUGAGCUUUCAGCUGAAAUGAUUCUUCAAGUCCUGAAGUAUUUACCCAUCAAGGGCCUUGUUGCAGCUAGUGGUGUGUGCAAGAAAUGGAGGAAACUCUGCAAGGGGGCAUCACUGUGGAAAUGUGUGUCAUUUGAAGGAAGUGAAGUUGAUAGACUACGACCACAUUUCUGGAAGAGACUUGGAAAACUUGGUACAACUUGCUUGGAUCUUCAUGACUGUGUCAACCCGGAGACAUCUAAUAGGAAGGCAAUAAACUACAUCAUCCAGCUGACCAAUGUCAAGGCACUCUACUUCGGGGUCAUCGAGAAAGGAGACCUCACAACUAUAGUUGUAAAGAUGCCUCAACUCAAGAUUCUUCAUGUGGCAUGCCUCCUACCGCCACUGUCAAGAAACUCUAACAGGAUCUUGUUGAGAGAGGAUGGAGCUAUACUGUAUGACAUUGGUAGGAUAAGGAUUCUGAAGGAUCUAGAGGAGUUGAAGCUGAGUUCUAUCUACGGUGUGUGUGUGCCUUCUAUAGCAUUCUACGGAGGAACACAGGCCUUAGGAGACCUCAAGAAACUUAAGAAGCUGAUACUAACCAACUUUGAUGGGCUAAGUAGUGCUUAUAUGUGUUUUUUAAAGGACCUACCAUACCUACAACAUUUGGAGCUGGGUAAUUGUUCAGACUUCGAAUUGCAUGAACUUGCCUCUUUAAGAAAGGUUGAAAACCUCAAGUCUCUGAGUCUCACGAAGGCUCAUUGCAUGUGUCCUGGGGUUCCGUGUACAUGCAUAGGGACAUAUCUGAGAGGGUUAAAAAGGUUGAGAAAGCUGUCCCUGAUAAUGUGUCGCAUACCAGACGAUUUGGCUGAGUCGAUUCAAGAAUUACCAGAGCUGAAGAGCUUGGAGGUUUGGCCUUGUUUAGACAAGUUCCUCACCUCUCAGGAGCAAGUUGUUGACUGCUUUAUGUCCAUCUUCCGUGGCUUAGAGCACCUACACUCAAUCACUAUCGGCAUUCUGGAUAAUAGCUGUAUACCUAGUCCUUUAUGCAGUCCUUACAACCAGAUUGUUAACGACAGGCUGGCUGAUAGAACAAAAGAUACAUGUUGCUCAAGAUUCUCCUGUAACGAUGGGUGGACAGAGGAGGGAGGUACCCUAGAUGAGUCUUUGGACCAGUAUGAACAACCCCUAAUAAGUGGUGAUGAAGUAAGUGAGACGGGGGAAGAGAUGAUGAACAGUGAGGAGGAGGAAUGCUCUGGUGCAAUUUCAAACAAACCACAGGAUAGCCAGCAAGAGAAAGAUAGAACUACUGUAUCAAGAGAAAGGAAAGGCCAAAGAAGAGGAAUUAAGAGAAGGAAAAAGAAAGAUCCUAAGAUGGGAACAUAUGACAUGAUCAAAUAUGGUUUGAUCGACCUCUUGCCCUCAACUCGAUUGACCUUUUACCUGGUCAAAAUGAGCAGGAGUAGAGGUGAGGAGACAGAGAUGUUCUACAUAUCAAGAAAAGAAGAACAUUUUAAUAUGGCAGUACUAUCUCAAAUAUGACAUGAAUGAUAUUUCUAAAGCAAAUCUCACUGAAUUGCCAAACUGAUGCCUCAGGAAUCUCUUCCUUGUGUUGUUGUAUUUGUAUUACCUUGUACUUUAAUGUUUGACUUUUGAAACAAAGCAGCUGAGUGGGGUCAAAACCUGUGAUUUUUGUCCCGCCUGCGUAGCAAAAAGCGAGACAUAGGGUGUUUUAGUAUAAUUUUGAAAGUAUAAGUUCUCAUUCAAUGAAACUUGGACUAAAG
Molecule: messenger RNA, 2038 nt
Organism: Strongylocentrotus purpuratus (purple sea urchin)
Lineage: Eukaryota; Metazoa; Echinodermata; Echinoidea; Camarodonta; Strongylocentrotidae
Exons: 10
Coding region: 111-1796 (561 amino acids)
Molecular function (GO): protein binding
Source: RefSeq, a predicted model, not a curated record